AGAAAAAUAUCCCCAAAAAGUUGCGUCCAACGUCCCAUGUUGGGCACAUAGUUAUGGUCAGGGACAAGGCAGCAGAGGCUGCUGCUGAACGUUCAGAAAAAAAUGAAGCGCUUGUCAAGUUCAUUGUGGAACAAAAGGGUGCAGAAGAUACACUGCAGGCCGUCGUGUCUGGAGAGAAGCAGCCCCACUUUGAAUUUACACAAAAGUGGGUUCCAAUAUUGUUUGAUGACCAACAGCUGGACAGGAUAGUUAAGUACCUGACAGGCUUCCUUCAUAACUGUGAAAAAAUCUCAGAUGAAGUCUCCAUCAUGCUGUCCUAUGACAAGCUUAAAUACAUCCUUGUUGUGAUGUUGCCAGAGGUAAGUCAAUAGGUGUCUUUUUAAAUGUAGAGGUAUGAGCAUAAUAACAUUGACA
Molecule: messenger RNA, 414 nt
Organism: Melanotaenia boesemani (Boeseman's rainbowfish)
Lineage: Eukaryota; Metazoa; Chordata; Actinopteri; Atheriniformes; Melanotaeniidae
Product: PWWP domain-containing DNA repair factor 3B-like
Exons: 3
Coding region: 54-371 (105 amino acids)
Source: RefSeq, a predicted model, not a curated record